Cooperia oncophora is the source of this 312-nucleotide messenger RNA. Lineage: Eukaryota; Metazoa; Nematoda; Chromadorea; Rhabditida; Trichostrongylidae. The record is from the annotation of a GenBank genome assembly.
AUGCAGUUUAUCACGUUGCAGGACACGGCUCUCGAUUCAAAAUGCUUCGAACCUGUAAGAAAGCUAAAAUGGAGAGAUCCCGAUGAGAUGCCACCCGUUUUGGAAAUGAUUCCCGAUGUUCAUCUCAAUUCGAUUCAUGCAGAACCUGCUCAAGAAGAUUUAAAUCAACCAGAUGGAGAAGAACUUCCAGAAAACACGGCGUGUAAUGAAGCGCCACCUCGAAGAGGUCCGACAACUGUUCCCAUACCAUCUCACCCAGCAAACCCAAAACAGCACCUCCAACUCAUGAAACACCACUCUGCUAUGCCGUGA